AUGUUCUCCGGCCUGGCGCAAAAGGCAGCGCUCAAAAAAAUCGGCUUGCCAUCUGACACCUUCUCACAAAUCUCCAACGCCUUCAGCAAUGACACCUCGUCAUCACCACAACCGUCCAGGCAACCAAACAAACUCAGGAAAUCACCCCCAGACCCCAACAACACCGACAACAAAUCCUGGUUCUCGGUUUCCUCCCUCCCACUAACCGUCCAACCCUGGCUCUCCCCACCACCACCCCCAGUCCCAGUUUCCAAACCCCCCAGAAUAGGCGACCUAGCUCCCACGGACCCAGACCGCAUCUUAUCACCGCAACUCGGCCCCUCAGGUGGAAACCGCAAGACAAUCGUUGUCUUUCUCCGCUGCGUCGGUUGUGCCUUCGCCCAACAAACCUUCACCGACCUCCGCAACCUCUCCCUCAAACACCGCGAUGUAGCCUUCCUAGCAGUAUCCCACUCCUCCCCCGCCGCCACAGAGAAAUGGGUUUCCCUCAUCGGCGGCAAGGGCAACGUCAAGAUCGUCUACGACCCCCAACGCAAGAUCUACGCUAGCUGGGGCAUGGGGACGGGUGGGUGGGGCUACUUGCUGAACGUGAACACGCAGGUGAACGGGUUCAAGACGAAGGGGUGGUUGGGAACGACUGUGGCGGCGAGUGUGGAGAGGACAGAGGGGUUUAGUUCGAUGAAGAGGCUGGGGCAGGGGGAGGUGGAGGAGGGGAUGAAGAUGGGGAAUAAGUGGCAGGAGGCUGGGGGGUGGGCGGUGGAUGGGAGGGGGAGGGUGGUUUGGGGGGGGAAGCUUGCAAAGGCGGAUGAGAGUUUGGGGUUGGAGGAGGGGGUGAGUCUGUUGAAAUUGUGA
Podospora anserina S mat+ is the source of this 852-nucleotide messenger RNA. RefSeq lists its product as uncharacterized. The transcript is spliced from 2 exons. The record is from RefSeq and is a predicted model, not a curated record. Lineage: Eukaryota; Fungi; Ascomycota; Sordariomycetes; Sordariales; Podosporaceae. The coding region runs from base 1 to 852 and encodes 283 amino acids.